Trichomonas vaginalis G3 is the source of this 512-nucleotide messenger RNA. Its product is annotated as K02A2.6-like family. Gene Ontology annotation, biological process: DNA integration. The transcript has a single exon. Gene Ontology annotation, molecular function: nucleic acid binding. The record is from RefSeq and is a predicted model, not a curated record. NCBI's taxonomy places the organism in Eukaryota, Parabasalia, Trichomonadida, Trichomonadidae. The annotation marks the transcript as partial.
AUGACGAAUCCAAACAAGGACCCCUAUGUUUCUAAGGCAACAAAGAAAGCACUCAUGAUAAAAAUCUUUAGUUCAACACCAAAUGCUUGGUUUAUGGAUAUCUUGGAAAACAUUCCGAGGUAUAGAGAAGAUGGACCACCAUACUGGCUAAUAUUUGUCGGUCAAAACACAAGAUACUGUGAAGCCAUACCAUUACAGUCCAAAAAUAUUUUAGAUGUGAAAACUGCUUUGACAAUAUUCGUUGACAAAUACCAUCCAACAAAACUGACAUCUGACUGUGAAAGUUCUUUCAAAUCAGAUGAUGUAAAAAACUAUCUGCGUUCAAAAAAUGUAAACCAAUAUUUCAUUGUCGACCAAAACCAUUCUGCUCUUGGUGUCAUUGACAGUUGUAUAAAAAUCUUAAGAGACUUAAAUCAACCACAAGGUGGUGAAGCAAAUGAAAUGUCAUAUGACGACAAAUAUAGACACUUCUCCAUGGCAAAGAUGAGACAAGUUUUAAAUAUUUACAAUAG